UCCGGGCCCGGUCACACUGCAGGGAACGAAGAUAAAAUCGUAUUUUUGUUUGUUAUUCAAUUGCGUUGCGUUGGAAGGAUCCAGAGAAAAGCUUUUGGAUAGAAACACCUCCCUUAACGGGUGCCAAAUUUGAUCCCUACAGUCAUUUCGCACCCGGUAGCGUGAAUCCUCCACGGGCCAAGACCAUGGAGCCGGUUUCACAGAUCCUUCGGCUCAACGACGACUGUCUGGACGAGAUUUUCGACCGCCUGCAGGACCUGCCAACCGAAGUGUCCUUUGCCAGGACGUGCCAGCGACUGCGACACAUCUGCCUAGCCAAGUGGCGUACAAGCCGUGCCUACGAGCAACUAGAUUUGGACAAGUGGCGGGAACUACUGCCGAACUACGAGGAUCUGGUAUACUUUCUCACCCAGAUGCGACCACACGUCAAGGAAAUGUGCGUCAGCAGCUGUCUGUGCGCCCUGCUCAAAGAUCUUGAUGAAAUGCAAAUCGCGGAACUGCCUCGGGUAACCAGCUUCUACUACGAUCCUGAGGACGUCGACUGCUAUCCCUCGAACCGAAGCAUUCGCAAACUGGCCCAGUUGCUGCCGGGAUUGAGAAAGCUACGACUCACCACGCCUAUUGAUGGGCGGUACCUGUCCCACUUCCAACAUCUGCAGGAGUUGCACCUGUACGAGGAUCAGCACAAGGCGUAUGAGCUGCAGCAGGAAUACCUGGAUGAGGUGUGCCACAAGCUAGAUGACCUUCGGGUUCUAGACAUUCGAACAUACGAUAUGAUCAGCAAACUGCAGCUGGGAAACUGUGUGCAGAGCCUCAGGAACCUUUCUGUUCUGAAGCUGAACCUGGCCACCUUAAAGCCCAUCCUGGGCGCCGUUCUAGAGUUGCCCUCUCUUAGACAACUGGUGGUGCUGCUGGACAACGAGUGGCACAUCCCCCCGCUGGUCAGUCCGGAUAGUUACGACCACAAGAUCCGCGAAGUGAGCGAGUUCUACGAGAUUAUGGAGCGCAAGGCCAAGGACAUUGUGGGCUUCGCCGUGGACGGCUACUACAUGCCCCUGGAACCGGGCUGGGAUGAGAAGCUGCCCAUUUGGACGCACCGGAGGCUGAGGCGCCUGGCCAUUUGCAGCUGGACACAUCCGGCCGACUACUUGGAGCGCUACACCUGUAUGAUAGACCUUCAGCUGCUCUGCCUUCGCAACUGGAACGAUCUGAGCGACGACACACUCCUCAAAUUUGUGGAACUCUGUCCAAGGCUGGAGCAUCUGGACGUAUCCUAUUGCCGCGACCUUACGCCAAAGUUUCUAACCCGCGCAUUGAGUGUCCUUAAGCAGCGAGAACCGUACAAACAGAAGCCAGGAUCCGGACGGAAUCCACCUCUAUUGCUCUAUUAUGAGCUAAGUGGUUUCGAGGAUUUCGUGGACAAAGCGAAUCUCAAAAGCUCUCCGGAAUAUCGGGGGUAUAUUGUUUUCACAGCCGAUUUUCCCGUCGACUCGGAACGGGGGCUUAGCUUCGUGGACCGCGGCUACCAAUUUGAAUUUGACUGCCCUUAAAUUUGUGAAUAUACAAACAUAGAUAUAUAUAAAUAUUUAUUAUUAAAAAUUAUGUUGCACAAAACCCAA
Messenger RNA from Drosophila ficusphila, 1619 nucleotides. RefSeq lists its product as uncharacterized. The record is from RefSeq and is a predicted model, not a curated record. The transcript is spliced from 3 exons. The coding region runs from base 186 to 1550 and encodes 454 amino acids. NCBI's taxonomy places the organism in Eukaryota, Metazoa, Arthropoda, Insecta, Diptera, Drosophilidae.